GACGCCCGGCGCCGCAGUGGAAACACGGCUGCUGCCAGGGUUGCGUUCAGCCGGCGAGAUCUGCAAGAUAGAUCUUUUGCUUGUGAGUGCCAGUAGUCGGGUUGAAAUGAUUGAUUUGUGACAAACGUGUGACCAAACUAACUGAUUUACUGACAGCUGUGGGUUAUAGUGUCCCGUUAAAUAUUUGCGCUGAUAUGACACGGACCUGUGAUUGCAAUUUAUCUUAUUAAUAUGUUGAACACGGUUUCGAUGAAAUCGUCGGUAAAACGGAAACAUUUGGAGAACUGGUACGCAUCACGUCCCACGAAGACACCGACUAUCUCCAUGUUAAAAAUUCAGCUCGUUUCGAGGUUCAGUGUUGAAAUAAUAAGCAAAUCGCGAUGUCCGACUCGCGCCGGGGGCCGCUAGACAUUGGGGGCGGUUUCGUUUGGUGGAGGUCCUCCACGUGGCGGGCAACAUACCCUGGGGCGCGCUAGAACAUGGCGUGAUGUCCACUGCCAAACGACUGGUGCUGAGUUGGCGGGGCCGAAAGCAGUCACAUGAUAGCUCGGUCGGGCGGCUAGUGGGACAUGGCGGAGGCAGCGCCCUGGGCCCCGGGGACAACCACGAGCUUGAUGAGAUCGCUGUCGUAUCCAGUAAUGCCGAUCCUUGUCACGUCAAGUAUGGCAGUGGAACUACACUAUCGACCAUCAAUGGGCCCAGACUCGUUCCGGGGAUAAUCACAAGUGGAGGAGGAUGCAUGGUAGGGGAGCGUUUAAGCAGCAGUGGAACGUGUUUGAAUGUCAGCCCGCCUGUGCAAGGGGGGGCUCCCGCCACCGCCCCCCACAAAGCCAGCACGGAGAGCGUCCACCGGGUCCUUAAAUCUGUCUCCAGGCAGAGCCUGCUAGACCUGGUCGGCUGUAAACUAGGAAUGUCAAAGAGCCGUCAGCCUCAAAGCUACCAUCAACAGCGUUACUUUUCAUCGUCUCACGAUAGCAUCUCAACGUCGUACAUCAAUAGAGCAGCGAAUGUUAGUUCGGCCGCGAGUGAAUUGGAUCUGUCAAGAAAAGCUCGAAGAAAAGACUUGAGAGGUCGAUUGAAAUUGCCUACGAGUGUAACCCUAGCCAGUUCCGGGGAAGCGCCGCUUCUUGGUGCUUGGAGGACGGCUCCGGGUUCCACCGCUGGAACUAAUCCACCCUCCACCAAUCAUCUCAAUUCAACAAGCAGUUGCAACGGAACUGAAAGCCGCUACGGCUUCAGGAGAGGUGAAUCGUACAGUUCAAGGCUGCGAACAGGGUCGGCAAAUUGGUCUUUCGUUUUUGAUCCUGCGGGAAGACUGUGCUAUUACUGGUCCAUGGUCGUCUCCUUAGCCUUUCUUUACAAUUUUUGGGUCAUUAUUUACCGCUUUGCCUUUCGAGAAAUUGAUGCGAACACUAUCCUAGUGUGGUUCUGCCUGGACUACUUCGCAGACUUCCUCUACCUGGUGGACAUCAUGUUCCAUUUCCGGACCGGUUACCUGGAGGACGGCGUGUUGCAAACGGAUUCGACGAAACUGCGACACCACUACAUGAAUUCCACCACGUUCUACAUAGACUGUUUGUGCCUGUUGCCUCUCGACUUCCUGUACUUAUCCGUGGGUUUCAACUCGAUCUUGCGUUCGUUCCGUUUGGUGAAAAUCUACCGCUUCUGGGCGUUCAUGGAUCGCACCGAACGCCACACGAACUACCCGAACUUGUUCAGAUCCACCAGCCUCAUCCACUACCUCCUAGUUAUAUUCCAUUGGAACGGCUGUUUGUUCCAUAUCAUAUUAAAAAACGACGGCUUCGGCUCUAAAAACUGGGUGUACAGUGACUCGGAAAGUACGGAUUACGUGAAAGCGUAUUUGCAGAGUUAUUAUUGGUGCACGCUAGCGCUGACGACCAUUGGGGACUUGCCCAGGCCUAGGAACAAGGGGGAGUAUCUCUUCGUCAUCUUCCAGCUGUUGUUCGGGCUCCUGCUCUUCGCCACUGUAUUGGGUCACGUCGCUAACAUCGUAACCUCCGUUUCCGCCGCUCGCAAGGAGUUUCAGGAUAACUCGGCAAUAUCGAAACUCGACGGAGUCAAAACGUAUAUGAGAAUGCGCAGGGUACCAAACCAUUUGCAGGUGAAAGUGAUUAAAUGGUUUGACUAUCUAUGGCUCACCCAAAAGUGUUCAGAUGAAGAAAGAGCCGUAUCGUGUCUUCCAGAUAAGCUAAAGGCUGAAAUAGCAAUCAACGUUCAUCUAGAUACUCUGAAAAGGGUGGAGAUUUUUCAGAACACCGAAGCCGGAUUCCUGUGCGAGUUGGUGCUGCGGCUGCGGCCGGUCCUGUUCUCCCCCGGAGAUUACAUUUGCAGAAAAGGCGAGGUCGGCAAGGAAAUGUAUAUAGUGAACCGAGGCCGCCUUCAAGUGGUCGCCGAUAACGGGAGGACAGUCCUGGCCACUCUGAAAGCCGGGAGUUAUUUUGGGGAGAUUUCCAUCCUCAAUAUGGGCACGGCAGGUAAACACCUUGGAAACAGGAGAACGGCGAGCGUAAGAUCAGUGGGUUACAGCGAUUUAUUUGUAUUGAGUAAAAAGGACAUGUGGGACGUUUUAAAAGAAUAUCCUGCAGCUAGAGUUCGUUUGGAAGCUAUAGCCGUCAAGAGACUCGAGAAAUAUAAGAGGGCGCCUCUGGAGAAAGCUGCCAUGGGUCGCAGCCAGUCCACACCGGGUCUUGUGGAAUCACGCGGUAAAGUUCCUUUAGAAGAUAUGUGGGUGCCCCCAGCUCUGGUAGGAUUUACACCCGCCUAUCCUAGAUCGUUAAUGGGAUCUCCGCCCAGACCUGUACCAGAUAGUCCAUUAGGAUCAACAAGCAGCGGGAGAAGCCACCACCACACUCCUGCUUCGCAUGCCAGAUCAGGCACAACAUUGCACUGCGACAGCAUGACGCAGCUGGUGUCGGGAACGGCGUCUCCGCUGCUGGGUUCUCACGAGGCGCUCGAGUCGGAAAUCAAGAGACUGCGUGAGCGACUCCACACAGUGGAGACCGAAAACGCGGCAAUGAGCGAGAAACUCAACCAGCAGCAGUGGGAGUUGGAGAAUCGGCUCGCCGAAAUCGAGAUGCAGAUAUGCGGCUCGCGAUCGACCAGCAGCCUGGAGGACAACGAAAGAAACCGGGAGAGCAUCAUUUAACAACAAAAUGCGCUGCCUUACCACAUACUGCGAACGGCGACGUACGCGUUCGUUCAAUAUAUUGUGUAACGGCGGCAUCCAACUGACAUUUAAAAACGAUUUUUAGUGAAAUUUUUACUGUUGCCAAAUUGUCUGGUGGACCGUUCACGAAAUAACUGCCAAAUUUAUGUAAAUUUUCCCUAAGUUAGUGUACACACCACCCUGUGAGUGAAACAUAUGUGUUAUAUUUGUCAUGGUGCUUCGAUCGAUAUUCGAUAAAUGCGUCAGUACGACGGUGCGUUUCUAUACAUAAUUAAUGGUGUCAAAGUUUGCAGAGGACCACGGUAUUACUCUUACGGCGCAUCACCUAAAAAAUACACGAAAAACCGAAGGAAUUAUUCAACAGUGACGUAAAAAGUUGCCGGGAGAUUUAUGGGCUGGAUGACCCAUCAUUUAUUGCCACGCAAAAAUGGAGCCCUCUCGACUUACAUCCACCGAAUUACCACAGACAUUUUUAACAAUAAAGCAUUAAUCCCCAAUUCAGUAUUUCAUGACGCAACUGCUAAAGCUAAUUACUAUAAAAUUUAAUUGUGACGUUGCAAGAGAUUAAUUUCGUCAUGAUGUCCGUGUUCUAUUAUGGACUAUAAUAAUAACUUUCGUCUUAACUUUAUAAUGUCGACUAACCCAAUCAAACUCAAAUUAAUCACUUCGUUCACCAGAACUUGCCAAGAAAACUCUCUUCUUCACAGAAUUAUUAAUUUUUAUUAUUAAUUAGGAUUCCAAAUUUUGUAACACUGUCACAUUUCCGAUACAAUCUAGUGCAACAAGUAAUCAUAUUUUUUUAUUUUUUUAAUAAGUAAUUUAUAAAAUUUUAUUACUCAUUAUUUAAAUAAAAUAUAUUUGAAAUGCGCAAUAUAUAAAUAGUAAUAUUUGCGUAUCAUUAACUUAUUAUUAUCAUUAUUUUCAGUUAAAUAUGUAUUAGCCGAUCAUUCUUUAUUGAGCAUGUCAUAUUACUGUUGAUUUUAUUUUGGUUGAUAAGAUGGCGGCAGACUGCUCACAUCACUUUUUUAAUCAUUCAGGAAAGAACAAUUUAAUUUUUCAUAAUAAAAUUCACUUGCAAAUUAACAAAUAUUUAUUUCAUUGUAUAUUACAAUGACCUUAUUUGAAAAAAUGUAAUUAAAAAUUGCUUGUGCAUACACUAACGGAAUACUUUUUAUUGGGUGCGCUUUCGGGUCAAAUAAUUACAUUUCGCAACUUUCGUCUUUCCGUCUUUCCUACCUGUUCUUGUUUCCCCGUAAAAGAAUAAAUUGUUGAGUCAUGAAAAUCUGGCAAAACGUUUCUUCACCGAGCUCUGACCUAGGGCGUAGUCAAAAAUACUACUCCGAGACUAAUUUUGAAUAAACACAAUUACCAUAUCACAUAAAAAAUAUUGGAAUGUACAGGAGGGACUUUAGAACGGUGUUCAUGAUUAUCAAAACAUUCGUAAUCACUUAAUCAGUCUGCAAGUUUGCAAGUUUACCUAAGGCACCAGUGUUUCCACAACCAUUACGUGCAUUACAAUUGUUUUUAUUUUUUUAUUUUCUUAAAUCAGUAAAUUAAUAAUAAUCAAUCAAUGCAACACUUUUUUGCUACCAUUUACGUUCAAAAAAUCUUCACUUUUUAAUUUUUAAAUUAUCAGUUCACAAACUACUAUUUAAAUGCUAUUAUAAAGAUCUUUCAAAUGUGGAAACCUCGGUAGAAACUGAUCUGAUCAGUAUUAUUUCUUAAUACCGUAUGACCGUAUGAAAUAAAACAAUUACAAGGGUACUGUCCAUAAAAUUGAAAUACUGAUCAUUUAGUAUUUAGUAAUUGAAACUAACAUACAAAUGAGGGCAAAUUAAUACAAGAUUUUUUACAAGUUUUAAAAAAAGCUGUUGGAAAAUCCUCAAACAACACACAUUAAUACAGUGUGUCAUUUAAAAAGCACUGAAGUGUCGUCAGUGUUUCCAAAAACAUAAUUUUACUAAAGAUUAUUGAGUUUGAAAUUUUCAACCCACAAAAUGUUUGAAAACACACCAACAUUUGGUAAAAACAAUGCGCCGCGAGUGCGUGGUCCUCUGCCAGCCAUUGUGUGCUGUACCCAAACAUGGUACUAUGACCUGGUUCAAUUUUAAUUAAAAUAAUUACCACAGACUCUAAUGAAUUAAUUUAGUUACGAUGAACGGGGUGCAUGUGACUAAGAAGAAAAUUCAUUGAAAUGGCAUCACGGUUUUUGCUUCGUGUGCCAAUUUCAAAAGGGCGGCCCGAGUGCAGGGACCAAACUUAUCCUAAGUUACGAUGCGCACAUCAAUCUUUGAUCCUUUCCGACCAGCUGUUAUUCCAACCCACUGCUUAUGUGACGUAGUACUGAACCAAAAUUUAAAACGAAAUCUUAAACAUUGAUUUGUUUCGUAAACAAUCUCAAUUAAAAGUGAACAGAUAAUCGCUACUGUGACAAAUAUACUAACUAUGAAAGUGCCUAAAAUAAGAAUGUUAAGUCUUAGAUUUUUAAUGAAUAGAAAUAAAUGUAGUUUUUAUUAAAGUGUAGUGUCGCGCUGGUUGUUUUCAUCAUGACUUCUUAAAGCUCUAUUAUUAAAAUACAGUUUUCGUUCCGUACUACGCCCGUUAAGCUUCAAGGCUUGACAAACGAAUUAUCCGAAAGCAUCAAGGAGUUUGCGAAGCUCUAAAAGUGAAAGUAUUACUGCCAUGUUUAUCAGUCUUAUCAUCUUUUAUCUCGUUCUAGUCCGUAGUUUUAGCUAAUUAGUCUUUUUUAGAGCAGUCUUUUAGGAGCCGUAGAUCCUUUCAAAGUUUGCUUCAUCUGUUGACUUUCCGUAGACGCUGAGUAAAAAUGACCCACCACCAGUGAGACCAAAUACUUUAAGAUAUUUUACCUGUACAUUGCUUACGGAUAGUAUUAUUCGAAUUAAGAGUUUGUACAACUUCUGUUGAGAAAAUCAAUUUCCAUACGAAAAUUUUAAAAGUAUUAUAUUACUUAUUAAAUUGGUAUAGAAGCAAAUUUUACGAAUAUAAAAUAUGUUACAAAUAUUUGUUGCUAUAUUGUUACAUAGGUAUAUUUAUAAUUGAAAUCGUAUUUAUUACGUGUACUUUCUUUUAAGUAACGGCACGUCUUAUGAUGAUACAAACAUGUUUGCCAAUUUGAUAACACAGUUUUAGUUAGGGUUUUAUCGGUUGUUACCCGUGCCAAAGCCAGCACAAUAAAUAUUACGAUUUUAUCCCCUUAGCUAAACCCAUUAUUCGAUUUCUCAAACGUUUUCAUUGUUAUACCCAAUUAUUGAUAUGAUCCCAUUAAUAAAAUUUUUAAUUCUAAA
Molecule: messenger RNA, 6492 nt
Organism: Tribolium castaneum (red flour beetle)
Lineage: Eukaryota; Metazoa; Arthropoda; Insecta; Coleoptera; Tenebrionidae
Exons: 12
Coding region: 488-3166 (892 amino acids)
Biological process (GO): monoatomic cation transmembrane transport
Cellular component (GO): intracellular cyclic nucleotide activated cation channel complex; plasma membrane
Molecular function (GO): intracellularly cGMP-activated cation channel activity; protein-containing complex binding; intracellularly cAMP-activated cation channel activity
Source: RefSeq, a predicted model, not a curated record